Molecule: messenger RNA, 1156 nt
Organism: Lycium ferocissimum
Lineage: Eukaryota; Viridiplantae; Streptophyta; Magnoliopsida; Solanales; Solanaceae
Exons: 3
Coding region: 47-1006 (319 amino acids)
Source: RefSeq, a predicted model, not a curated record
UCAAGAAGAUAAGAAGAAAAGCUCACCACAUUCUUCAUCAACCACUAUGAAGACAACCUCAGUUUCCUCAUUGCUUCCAUACCCAAAAAUCUUUUUCAGCAAAACAGUAUUUCCUCCAAUUAAUUUCUCAGGCACAUCUUCAUUUUCAAGGCUAAAAUUUCUAACUAUAAAUUUCAGCACCAAUAAUAAUAAUAAUAAUAAUAAUAGCAGCUCAGAAAAUGGUGAAAAAGGGAAUUUGAAGGAUGUAUUGACUGGUAUGGUGGAUGAAAGAGUAGAGGAACUUUUGAAUAGAGAAGAAAACAGGGUUUUGUUUGAUGGGUUGGAGAAAGCAACACAAAGAGUAGAAAUGGCAAAGAAAGAACUUGCUGAAAUUGAAAGACAAGAAUUGGAAGCUAAAUUGUUAAAAGAUUAUGUCACACAGCUCGAAACUAGAACUUCUGAGAUUGCAGAAUGCCAGAAAGAUAUUUUAGAAGCUAGAGCAAUGAUUGAAGAAGCUGAGCGUUCCCUCAACGUUGGUGAUGAUGCUAGAAAGAGAGAUGCAACAGACGGGGAUGUAGUGAAUAGAGAUGAGGAAAGAGUUGAAUCCAUAAAAGCAGCUUCACUUUCUGCAAUUGUUGGCACACUUGCGGGUCUUCCCAUUUCCUUGAGUCGGAUCACCAGCAAUUCAGAGUUAAUACUCCCUCUGUCAAUCACCUUUAUUAGUUGUGCUUUGUUUGGUGUAACCUUCCGCUAUGCUGUAAGAAGAGACUUGGACAAUUUUCAGCUCAAGUCAGGAACAUCUGCAGCAUUUGGCGUUGUCAAAGGUCUUGCUACACUUGGAGGUGGACCACCAUUCGAGUUGGACGCUGCCAGCUUCUGGUCUCAUGCUCUUGAUGGCGCAGUCUAUGUCUCAGAAAACCUUUUGAUCUUCCUUUUUGCUGGAGUUGGCCUAGAUUUAUGCUUUAAGCUGAGGAUUUUGAGCCCCUUUCCCGUCGAUAGAUCAAUUUCAGAGACCGAUAAAAUUUAAACACCUUGUUGCUUAUUUGUUAUUUGUAAGUGUAUAUACAGUAAAUUAACUUUGUAACAAUUGCUCUAAAUAGAAUUAUACUUGGAACUUCUGUCUGUAAGCAACAUUCACUGCAAUUAUCCAUAAAUCUAGUAACAUAUUGCUAAGUCA